Rhizopus microsporus ATCC 52813 is the source of this 1857-nucleotide messenger RNA. RefSeq lists its product as uncharacterized. The transcript has 9 exons. The record is from RefSeq and is a predicted model, not a curated record. Bases 164 to 1675 code for a protein of 503 amino acids. Gene Ontology annotation, molecular function: protein binding. Lineage: Eukaryota; Fungi; Mucoromycota; Mucoromycetes; Mucorales; Rhizopodaceae.
AAAAAUACUAAUAAUGAAAAUCAUCUUUUUGUCCCAUAUAUUUUAAAAAAGAUUAUUUCCCCUUUCAACACGUCAGAAACAUAUCUUAUAGUCAAGGAUAUAAUCCAUCUGAGAAAAAACCCGAGUCAUAAAGGUAUAAAAACCCCAUAUAAUAUCACAAAGUAUGCAGACUUUCCCCAUACUUGGUCUACUUUUGCUUUGCCUGCAUCAUCUCGUGAAAAUCGAUGCUAUAACCCUGAGAGGCCGUAUAUACCCAGUGUGUGCAUACUUAAAUAAUCAAGUCUAUUGCUAUGGAGGAAAUCAAACACCAAAUAGUUUGCCACAUGUCGAAUCAACGAUUUAUGCUCUUAAUUUAAGCAGGACACAAAAGCUUGACCAACUGGAUUGGGAGCUUAUCAAAACAAAAAAUGACUUUGAUCCUGAAAAAAGGUGUCAAACCCAAUUUACAGUGCUCUCUAAUGGAAACCAGCUUUUAAUCGAAGGAGGUGCACAGGACAUUGUUGGUUUACAAAAUAUAGUCAAUGAUACAGUUAUGUACGAUGCACUAGAAAACACUUGGCGGUCUAUUAAAAAUAAUUCACGUCUUAUUCACACAGACACUGGGGACAAUGGGGCUACAGUUAACCUGCCGUUACCUUUUGGUGAUACGGUUCUCUUCUUUAGAGGAAUAACGUAUAGUACCUCUUUUAACUGUUUUGCAAAUUCUUUUAUAAUAGAAUACAAUGUUACAUCUGAGACGUAUGGUAAUUUUACAACCAAAAUGAAUACACCAAUGUGCGUCAUUAAGGAGGGUGCUUCAGCUAUUCUUGAUUCAAAAACUAAUAUUAUUUACUUUUUUGGAGGAAAGAAUACUGAUAACCAUUCUCAACCUGGUUACUCAAGCUUUACAGCAGGGUAUGCAUUUGAUACUAAAAAUGGAAUAUGGUCGCAGAACAAUUAUACAUCAAAUGACGAGAGAUUUCCUUCACCAAGAAUUCAUUUCACCACUGUACUUGCGCCAAACUCACGGCAUAUUAUUUUAUAUGGUGGACAAAAUGACAACGAAGUUAUCUCUGAUUACCUUUAUACACUCGACCUUGAUAACAACACCUGGGCACAUGUCAAUCUGAGUGCAGUUGGUCAGAUCCUCACAAGGGCAUUUCAUUCAGCUGUUCUCGCGAAUACAACACUUUUUGUUCUUUUUGGAUACCAGACUUAUGGGAUACUAGCUCCUAAUUCCAUUGCGCUUGAUGUAUCUGACGUGACAAACAUACAGUUACUGAACCAAUACUCUCCUAGUAUUGAGAAUACUACUACACAGCAACAGCCAAGUACUAUACCUCAGCUUCCUCUGCCACCAAAAAGCUUAACUGUUGGAGCGAAAGCUGGUAUAGCUAUUGGUGUCAUCAUUGGAGCAACAAUUUUUGGUGUAUCUUUCUUAUUAUAUCGUAAAAGAGCGAAAAGACUGGCUCAAUCAACCUAUUCAAGCUCAGAAGGAAGAAGAUAUAAAGAUCCUGAUGCUUUAGAUUGGGACAAGAUUGAAAAUGAACACCUUGAACUUAAAAGACCACCGGCGUUAAACCAGCCUAGGCCUACCUUUAGUCUGGUACAAUUAACGCCAAAUACUGCUACUAAUAGCACUUCCACCGUUUAUAAGGCAGAAGAUAUAUCACAAACACCGGAUGUACGUCUCUAAUUUGUUUGUAGGCACGUACCACAAAUGAAUCCAGUGAUAAGAAACGUAGAAUAGACUUUCUCAGCUAAAUAUUGUAGACACUAUAUAUGCUGUCCUUAAACAAGAAUAAACAACGAUGAAGAUUGGUCUGGCUUAAGGAAAAAAGCCUUUUGUUGACAAUCAUAUGCACAUAAGCAAAGGCG